This is a messenger RNA of Nothoprocta perdicaria, 2100 nucleotides long. It is a transcript of the gene CNGA3, whose product is annotated as cyclic nucleotide gated channel alpha 3. Bases 1 to 2022 code for a protein of 673 amino acids. Gene Ontology annotation, molecular function: intracellularly cAMP-activated cation channel activity; intracellularly cGMP-activated cation channel activity; cGMP binding. Gene Ontology annotation, cellular component: intracellular cyclic nucleotide activated cation channel complex; plasma membrane. The transcript is spliced from 6 exons. The record is from RefSeq and is a predicted model, not a curated record. Lineage: Eukaryota; Metazoa; Chordata; Aves; Tinamiformes; Tinamidae. Gene Ontology annotation, biological process: monoatomic cation transmembrane transport; potassium ion transport.
AUGGCAAAAAUCAACACCCAGCACUCCUACCCUGAUAUGCACAGACUAUCUGUCAGAAAUACUGAUGAAGACAUUGAAAGGAUUGAAAAUGGCUUUAUCAGAACUCAUUCGCUAUGUGAGGAUUCAUCCUCUGAAUUGCAGAGGGUCAUUUCAGUGGAGGGAAGAGGUCUGCCUGAAUCUCAGACAAGCUCAUUCACGGGCAGAGGAGCAAUGGCAAGGCUCUCGCAGUUUGUUGUAUCUCUGAGGUCAUGGGCCACAAGACAUUUGCAUCACGAAGACCAAAGACCAGAUUCUUUCCUGGAGCGUAUCAGAGGGCCAACAUUCAUAGAGGUGUCCAGCAGGCAAAAUAAAAUCCACUCCAGUGUGGGUGUCGAUGAGCAGCCUGGGAAACUGAACAGGAAGAAAAAAGAGGUCUUUGUGAUAGAUCCUUCAAGCAACAUGUACUACAACUGGCUGACAAUAAUUGCAGCACCUGUGUUCUAUAACUGGUGUAUGAUAGUGUGCAGAGCCUGCUUUGAUGAGCUACAAAUCGAYCAUGUUAGGUUAUGGCUGGUCUUGGACUAUUGCUCUGAUAUCAUCUAUAUUUUUGACAUGUUCGUCAGAUUCAGGACAGGCUUCCUCGAGCAAGGCCUGCUAGUUAAGGAUGAAAAGAAAUUACGAGAACAUUACACCAAGACCAUGCAGUUCAAGCUGGACGUGCUCUCCCUCCUGCCAACGGACCUGGCCUACCUAAAGCUCGGUCUGAACUACCCCGAGCUGCGCUUUAACCGCUUGCUCAGGAUUUCUCGGCUCUUUGAGUUUUUUGACCGCACAGAAACCAGGACAAAUUACCCAAACAUGUUUCGCAUCGGAAACCUCGUCUUAUACAUCCUGAUCAUCAUCCACUGGAACGCCUGCAUCUACUUUGCAAUCUCGAAGGUCAUUGGCUUUGGAAGCGACACCUGGGUGUACCCCAACGUGUCCGUUCCGGAGUACGCGCGCCUGUCCAGGAAGUACAUUUACAGCCUGUACUGGUCGACGCUCACGCUGACGACCAUCGGGGAGACGCCGCCUCCCGUGAAGGAUGAGGAGUAUCUCUUUGUGGUCAUCGACUUCCUCGUGGGCGUGCUCAUCUUCGCCACCAUCGUGGGGAACGUGGGCUCCAUGAUUUCCAACAUGAACGCCUCCCGCGCCGAGUUCCAGGCCAAGAUCGACUCCAUCAAGCAGUACAUGCAUUUCCGCAAAGUGACCAAGGACUUGGAGGCCAGGGUUAUCAAGUGGUUUGAUUACCUCUGGACUAACAAGAAAACGGUGGAUGAGAAGGAGGUGCUUAAAAACCUGCCCGACAAGCUGAAGGCUGAAAUUGCCAUCAAUGUCCAUUUGGACACGCUGAAGAAAGUGCGGAUAUUCCAGGACUGUGAAGCCGGGCUUCUCAUUGAGCUGGUGCUGAAGCUGAAACCUACGGUCUUCAGCCCUGGAGACUAUAUUUGCAAAAAGGGAGAUAUUGGGAGAGAAAUGUACAUUAUCAAAGAGGGAAAAUUGGCUGUGGUGGCAGACGAUGGCGUGACACAGUUCGUGGUCCUAAGUGACGGCAGCUACUUUGGUGAAAUCAGUAUCCUGAACAUCAAAGGUAGCAAAUCUGGCAACAGGAGGACAGCCAACAUAAGGAGCAUUGGCUACUCUGAUUUGUUCUGCUUGUCUAAAGAUGAUUUAAUGGAAGCCCUCACUGAGUACCCAGAUGCCAAAAAGGCCCUGGAAGAGAAAGGGCGACAAAUCCUGAUGAAGGACAACUUAAUAGAUGAGGAAGCAGCAAAAGCAGGAGCUGACCCAAAAGACUUGGAAGAAAAAAUUGAAAAACUUGAAGCAGCUCUGGACACGCUGCAGACGAGGUUUGCUCGGCUCCUGGCAGAAUACACCUCAGCUCAACAAAAAGUGAAGCAGAGACUUGCCAAAGUGGAAAACAAGGUGAAGAAAUACGGCAGUGGCACCGUGUCAGAGCUAGAGGCUGAGGCUGCAAAACCUGAGGGGGAGAAAAAGGACUAAAUGAGCAUUUAUGUUUUCUCGUUUGUUAGAGAAGGCUGAAGCAUGUAAAAGCCAUAAAUAUGUAUAAAUAUAUGUGUG